Messenger RNA from Cloeon dipterum, 9384 nucleotides. RefSeq names its product seizure (gene sei). Gene Ontology annotation, cellular component: plasma membrane. The transcript is spliced from 29 exons. Gene Ontology annotation, biological process: potassium ion transmembrane transport; membrane repolarization during action potential. The record is from RefSeq and is a predicted model, not a curated record. Gene Ontology annotation, molecular function: inward rectifier potassium channel activity. NCBI's taxonomy places the organism in Eukaryota, Metazoa, Arthropoda, Insecta, Ephemeroptera, Baetidae. Bases 449 to 4996 code for a protein of 1515 amino acids.
GGUACCCAGCGAUGGCGCACCGAUGGUUUGGGGUCGGUGGUUGCGAGCGUGGAACCAGUCAGUCAGUCUUGUCACGAGAGCCUGGGUACGAGGAUGAAUCGCGGCGGGCGCGGCGCUUUCGCGACCAGCGCCACACUAGCACCAUGCUCUAGACUGGUGCAAUAGUAUAUAGAGAGAUUGAAACAGAGUCUCGCAUCUGCCCGGGCUGCGCGCGAACAUGAUUAUGUGCCUUCUUCACCUCCUCGAUGGAUUUGUCAAUGACUAGUUGACUGUCACUCGCCCCCUUCGGAGCAACAGUGGCGUCCGCCGAAAAACCUGUCGUCGCGUUUCCUUCUGCCCGCCGUCGCGGAAAUCAGUGCGUGGACCACCCUCGGCUUCGUGUGUCUCGCUAGUUUCUGUUCCUUCCCUUCGUCUAGCUCGCACCGCACACCUGGAGAGAGGGUAAAAGAUGCCGGUACGACGGGGUCACGUGGCACCACGCACAACUAUCAUCGAGACGAUCAUCCGAAAAUUCGACACUCACAAUCGGAGUUUUCUGGUGGCGAACAACCAGCCGGGCCAAUGCCACAUCAUCUACUGCAGCGACGGCUUCAGCCGGCUAUCUGGCUUCAGCAGGGCCGAGGUGAUGCAGCGGCCGGCGGUGUGCGAUUUCCUGCACGGAGCGCUGACCUCGCAGCACGCGGUCUCGCACGUCAAGGAUGCGCUCGCCGCCGGCGUCGAAAAGCACUUCGAGAUACUCUACUACAAGAAAGACGGUACAAAGUUCCUGUGCAGUGAAGUAAUCGCGCCCGUGAAGAGCGAGGUGGACGACAUAUGUCUGUACAUUCUCAACUUUGAGGAUCUCACUGCAGUCACGCCGCCCAUGGACGACAGACCCGGCGGCAGCGCUUCUGCACAACCAAUGCCAAUCGGCGGUGCCGGGCCUCUCCAACCUGUGAAUCGCCUUGGGCGGCUGGGCCGUGCGAGGCAGUCGUUCCGACAGUCAUUUAAGAUGGGACCAUUAAGAAGAGGGCGUGCCUUUUUGGAGAACGCGAUAUCGGCCCCGCAGACCCGGCCGAUCCGCGAGGAAAUCUCCCUGGACGAGAGGAGUGAAGUGCUGGAAGUGAGCUUCCCCGAGAAGCCCCCGCUGUCGGCGCUGCACCACCGCGCCUCUGUUCCAUCGCGCACACCGGCGACGGCGCUACCUGCCCUCACGGCGCCACCCAUAGGGGCACCGAUACGGGUCAGAGACGGUGACAGCAGUCCUGAGUCGUCUCCAUCACAAAAGCCUCCGGCGCCACCCCCGCACGGUGGUGACCUCAUCCCUUACAGCCACCCUCCGUUGCGGCCGGCGACCUCGCUGGACGCGAUUUCGAAACAGAAACUGGCCGAGGCGGCCGCCGCGGCCAGCCAAAACGUGCCUAGCAGGAGUGCCACAAUGAGUGCCCUAACAUGCAGCUACCCUGAGCCCACCCUCGAAGACACAAGGAUUCGGCCACACACGCUAGAUAAUUUUUCAGAAGCUGCGGCGCGAAAUCACGUUUCCAAAUCCUUCCCGAACGCUUCGUCAGAGUCGGACCUGGCGCGGUACCACGCGGCCAUCUGGGCCGACCAGAGACGCGACAGGAAGUCUCCAUCGCUUAGCAACGUAGCCUCAGAUAGCCUAAGACAUAAGUUUUCUAUUCAAGACAAUGGAUCGGCAAAAUUUUUUCAAGGUGCUCUCCACACUCCUAACAUGGGUGAAAAAGUUGCUCAGGAUUGCAUGGAAAUUCAGCCUGUUUUUAAAUUUGAAGAGACAGAAGAAAGUAAUUAUGAUGUCGGGCAGGUGUUGUCAUUAGGAGCGGACGUCCUACCAGAGUACAAGUUGCAGUCCCCGCGGAUCCACAAAUGGACAAUUCUGCAUUACUCGCCAUUCAAGGCGGCGUGGGACUGGAUCAUCCUUAUCCUAGUCAUGUACACGGCCAUUUUCACGCCCUACGUGGCCGCCUUCCUCUUGAACGAACCCGACCACAGCAGUCGCAAGAACAAAAAGUACGGCGACGACCCCAUUGUUGUCAUCGACCUCAUUGUGGACGUGACGUUCAUCAUCGACAUUCUGAUAAAUUUUCGCACGACCUACGUCAACUCCAACGACGAGGUGGUGUCGCACCCUGGCAAAAUCGCCGUGCACUACCUGCGAGGCUGGUUCCUGAUUGAUCUGGUCGCUGCUAUCCCUUUCGAUCUGCUCCUCUUCGGUUCGGACACCGACGAGGCAAGUGAAAAUACCACCACUCUGAUUGGGCUCCUCAAGACUGCUAGACUGCUCCGACUUGUGCGGGUAGCUCGCAAAAUCGACAGAUACUCCGAGUAUGGCGCCGCAGUCCUCUUGCUCCUCAUGGCCACAUUUGCUCUCAUCGCACACUGGCUCGCCUGCAUUUGGUAUGCAAUAGGAAAUGCAGAGCGGCCGCUCUUAAAAAGUAAAGUGGGGUGGUUGGAUCUCUUAGCAAACGAUACUCACCAAUUUUACUACCCCAACAACACUGGCGGGCCUUCGAUAAAGUCUCGUUACAUCACAGCGUUGUAUUUUACGUUUAGUAGUCUGACGUCAGUAGGGUUCGGCAACGUAGCGCCUAACACGGAUGCAGAGAAAAUUUUUACCAUUUGUGUGAUGCUAGUGGGAUCACUUAUGUACGCCAGUAUAUUUGGUAAUGUAUCGGCGAUUAUUCAAAGACUUUAUUCCGGUACUGCGAGGUACCACACACAAAUGUUAAGAGUGAGAGAGUUUAUUCGUUUCCACCAAAUUCCAAAUCCAUUAAGACAGAGGUUAGAAGAGUAUUUUCAGCAUGCGUGGACGUACACGAACGGAAUAGACAUGAACAGUGUCCUGAAGGGGUUCCCUGAGUGUCUUCAAGCCGACAUUUGUUUGCAUCUCAAUAGAAAUUUGCUCAACAACUGCUCUGCAUUUAGUGGGGCAUCGCCAGGUUGCCUAAGGGCAUUAUCUAUGAAAUUCAAAACAACCCACGCGCCGCCGGGUGACACUCUGGUUCAUCGAGGCGAUGUGCUAACGUCCUUGUAUUUCAUAUCGCGGGGGUCAAUAGAAAUCCUCAAGGACGACAUUGUCAUGGCCAUUUUAGGAAAAGACGACAUAUUCGGAGAAAACCCGUGCGCUCACCCGACCUUAGGCAAGUCCUCGUGCAAUGUCCGGGCUCUUACUUACUGUGAUCUGCAUAAAAUACACCGUGAUGACCUGCUCGACGUGCUGGAUUUGUAUCCCGAGUUUGCCGAAUCCUUUACCACCAACCUCGAAAUCACCUUCAACAUGAGAGACGAGGAACUGGCCGGAGUGGAUCCGCUUGUGGCUCGACGGAGACCGCCGAUCGCCUCCAGGUCAAACUCUCAAGACCGGGAUUCCGACGUCAGAAAGGCUGCUUACAAAUUGCCAAAGAAAAGACGAGCUACUCAAGCUAGCACUGGCUCUGGUGUUUGUACUGUGGCUGACCUCAGGGAGCAGCGGCAGGACGACGAAGAUUCCAGCGAAGAUCACUCAGAGUUUGAUAAAUCAGGGCACGGUAUCCUGGAGUUCUCGCCAGAUAAAGCAGGACGCGACGUGACUCCUCUCAAUCUGGACUUCAAAGAAGAGCCAAAAUCCUCUGCUCUAAACUCCUUGUCAGGCAUGCUCAACCAAUUGAAAAGGAGCUUCACAGACCUCCGUAUUCAUAAAAGCAACAGCAGUCACAGCACUGAACACCAUCAGCGAUUGCGCGAGCAAGACGAGCACGGAUGCGUUCUUGCUAUUUGUGAUGAUAAAGACUCGGCCAACGGUAAAUGGAUGAGAAAGCAGAAACCCCUAACCACCUCAGCCACCACAACCACUACUUCUUCUUGCUCUAAGACUCAGCAAGCAACUUCGACACCACCAACAACGCCGCAGGACUCAGUAGUCGCUUUGGAUUUAUGCAAAUCUAAGCAUGGCACUCUAGCAGUUUCUGUCCGUUGCUUAAAAAAGCAGGAACCUCCUUUACUAAUUAACACAUCAAGUGCGGAAGCAAUGGUGCCUCGAAUCGAGGAGACCGUCCUCGAGCAAAGCGGCGAGGAUGCCAAGAAGCAAAGUCCAAAGAAACCUAGCCUCUUGGCCCCCUCGCCCUACGCGACUCCAGAGCCAUCGCCACAGCCCUCCGCCACGGCAUGUACAUGUUCUCCCGUUGUUGAAAUCAACGCUAGGAUCGAUCUGCUCAGCAGGCAACUGUUCAAUUUGGAGCAACAGGUUAGCAGCGAUAUGCGCCUCAUCCUCUCUCUGCUGCAAAAACAGACUCCAAUGCCACCGCCACUGAGGAGAGAGACUUCCUCCUCGGCAUCUUCACUUGGACCUGACCUUAGAGAAACUUCAUCUGACUACACAACUUCCCGAUCCACAAGACAUAAUCGACCUCCUUUGAUGCACAGUAGCCAAAGUGUCCCACAACAAGAAGCAUUCCCAAGUGACAUCCAAAGGCCUUACAGACUGGAAGGAGUUGAAGGGAGCGUGGAGAGUCCGAGCGGCGACGAUGCCGAGCGGGCCAUCGCUAGCGGUGGCUUUUCGAGCAGUCCCAGCAGUCUAGGUCCAACUUGCUCCAGCCAUAUGCGAUACAGCUGCAGUUGCAGUCCAAAAUGUCCGUCCUUACCCCAGGCAGUGGCUGAACGAUUGUCCAUGCCCACUGGACAGCAGCCUUCACGCAGCCAGUCCCAACCAUCUGACUUACCGCAGGCUCAUUUGAAAGGCACCAAAAGACGAGCAGGGUCACUCCAGCUGAAGGAAAUUCCAAGCAGCUGGCUCUCCUCAGCAACGACGCCGCUCAGACCAAGGCACGACUCGAGAGAGUCCAAAGAGUCCAAGGGAAGCGAGGCCGAGUCUUGGGAGUUUAGAUCAGCCACUGAGGCGCCAAUCGCGCGUCUCGAAUCGCUGGACGAACUCGACCAAGCGUCACAGGGAGCUGAUAGUCCACAUUCCACAGAAAAGCCUUGCGCAGAGCAGCAACAAAAACGAUCGUCAGAUGUGUAGAGCAAAGGAAAACUAAAUUUAACCAAACGAAAUUAGAGGAUAAAGCACCCGCCGCACACACUCGCAUACACUUACUGAUUGCCACGAAAUGAAGAACAAGCAUUAUAAUCUAAUAGAGCGCACUUCAAGAUUUAUAAAAACUGUUGUUUCUUUGCCCAGCUGCUGGAUAAUGUUUUCAUUGAGACACAUAAUGCAAACUACUUAUUGUGUUAAAUGAUGAAAGCGUCAACAGUCAAUCUUAAAUGAAAUAUUUAAAUUUUACCAGUAAUUCAUUUGAUAUGAUUAAGGCUGUUGAUGUUUCUCGUCCAUUCGAGCGCUGUCACAGGCAGAGAAGGCGUUUUUAGAAAAGCGUCUCAUUAAUUCGCACUAAUUACAAAUUACGCUUCUUCGACUAGUUGAUUUUGCUACUUUACUAGAAGCUUUGGUAGGCCCCAUCAGAAUAAGCAACUUACCAAGUUACGAAGAGCACUGUGACUAUUAUUCCCAUCAUGAGAUUAUUCUUUAUGCAAUGAAACAUGCACAACGAUGAGUGGAACAUUUGUUAUGUUUCAUAUCAAUAUUAGGCAUGCAAGAGUGUGAAAUCAUUAGCAAGGCUGUUAAUUCGAUAGCUAUGUCGCAUCGGUUUCACUACGAUAGAAGUCCACAAAACGCAUUAUAAAGGUAGAAACAAUUUAUUACCAUAACGCACCUGAAACUCUCUAUCAUUAAUUCCUUUCCAUUGUAGAUUUUUGCCCCAUUGCCUGUUCUCUGUAAAUACUGGCGCAAUUGACUUAAACAAAAAUUUAAAAAAAAAUCAAGAUUGGCUCGAGAGAAUCGUGAAAUGCUGGCCCAUUUUUCCAGAGUCAUUUGUAUACACUGCUUAUGGUUAUAGUUUAAUAUGAAACGCAACUUUAAAGGAAAACCAAAUGGUAAUAAGCUUUAAUAAUUUACAUAGAAAUAUCAUUUGAUCUGCAUAACAAGAAUGCGUACGCAAAUAAAAUAUCAAUUAAGUUCUGUAGAAAAAAUGAAAUCAUUUCGGACCAGCAUCACUUGUAAUCAUUCACAAAUUUCUCCCGAUGUAGAUCACUAUUUACCAUUAACUUUUAAAAGUACGUUCAGACCUGGAGAAAUGGUCGGCAAUUUCUUUCCCUAAAAAGUAAGGGCAAACAUUGGAUGAAUAUGCUGAGAAGAGAAAAAGCAAACCUCAUUAAUGCACUACACUGCUACUUGUGUAAAAAAUAUAUUGUUAAUUAUGUAAAAUUAUCAAAACAAAUUUAAAUAUAGCUGGGACAUUACAAUUCAUUGUUGAUUAUCAAACACACUGAAUGCAGGUUCACGGUCACGAGAAAAGCGACGAUAAAAGCUGAUGUGUACUGUGUUAGCUCAUUUUAUUAUUGAAGUUUUUUAUGGGGGAGCGCUGUAAAUUUGAAAAAGGGUUUCGUGUAUACUACGUUCUUCAUAUUCAUACCUAAUGUGGACAUGACAGAUUAUUUAUACUAAUUGUAGUGAAGUGCGUAGCAAAUGGAAAAAUGGAGAGAUUAAAGCUUGAUGCUUGAGCAGUCUGUGUGCAAAAACAAAAACUUUGCUGUCAGAUCUAAUUAACAACGGCUGCUCCAAUACUGCCAAAGAAUUCCGCUAAAUUUCUCUAAAUUUAAGUUGUUAUAUUAAUUGAACAGAGAGUCACACAAUGCGUAACUUUCCCAAGUUACGAUGGCGGAACCAGAAGAGGGGAACUGAACAUGGGUUUUUUCCACGUAAAAUACACUAGUUUUAUUUUAUCCUCACCCUCUGGUUAAAUUAUCGCGCGAUCUGUAUGAUUGAUUGUUAAUCUCUCAGGUAUAUAUAUUUAUUAAUAUUUAAGCAGAAGUUCAGCAUUAGAGUGAAUUUAAAGUGUUUAGCCACACGUUGAAAGUGAGGGAUUAUUGCGGUGAGAAUUUAGGAAGUGAGAUAAUUAGUUACAAGUAAGUUUAGUAUUUCUACGCGGUUGUGAAAACUUUACCAAAAAUAGGGACAACAAUUCAAACACAAAUGCACUACUUUUAAAAAAGGAAAUCGUCUUCUCUUGAGCAGUCUAGUCGAGCAAACAUGCCGAAAUGCGUGUGUCUAUUUUUUGGAACAAAAUAGCGGCUCAGUACGUUAAAUUUUCGAUCGAUUGAAAAUUAGGUGCAUGUGCAAAAAUGAGGUGAAUUAAUUGGGUCAGCUCAGUUAUGGCAAUUACACAUAAAUAUGCAUGCACAGCGCUCUCAAAAUAACUUGCAAACAAGCUUUAAUAAAAGCUACAUGACCAAAAUUUUGAUUGAUUUUGAUAAAGAAAAUUAAAGAAACUAAAAUCGAUCAUAUCCGAAUGAAUGUUAAAAUAAUUUGCAAAUGAGCGGCCUUUGUAAUUGAAAUGCUGUUGCGGCAUCAGCUUAAACAGAAAUUUAAAAGAAAACAAAAAAAUCGAGGUGGCGCUUUGUCGUUUCUCUACCUACAUGACUCUAAUUCCAAAACCUUAAAUGCUAAAUUUUGUAAACAUCAAAAAAGGGUAAAACUUAUGAACUCAGAAGUUAUAAAUUUGUAGUUUUGAUUCAGCGUUGAUCUGCCAGAGACGCGACGAAAUUAAAUUGGAUCUUUACUGCUGUGAUCGCAAAUAUUACUGUGUAUUAAAAUGUAAUAAAGGCAAAUGUUAACAAAUUAGUUAAGGAAGGCAGUGGUACAUAAAUAUUAUUUAAAUUAGUUGCAAUUGACCGAACCCAAUAAUAAAAAAAACAGGACAAGGGCCUGUCGUGAUAAUGUUUCUAUCAAGAAAAUCAUGGUUAAAAUUGUAAAAAAAUUGUAAUAUUUAUUAAUAUUAUAUUAUGGUGAAAGUUUGCGUUUCCCCAGAAGACAUGAUGAACGAAUUUGUUAACAAUUAGAUUCCGUGCCUUGGUUUAAAUCAACUAAACUCGUUUGAAACACUCGCAAAUACAAAAUUAGUCCGAUUUUGCUUUUUUUACGAAACGUUAAUAUACGAGCAACGAGAUCGAUUUUUCGUUCCAAGUACUUACUUUUGUACAUACAUUUCGGGGGGAAAUGGAUUAAUAUUACGAAAGAGAUACACAAAAUACACGCCAAUUUGUACCUGGCUGCAGCCAUUAUUCCACUACUGAAUUCAUUCAAAAGUGUGCUCGUGUGUCUGUCUACAUUUGAAGCGCGCGCGCAGUUAUAGAGAUCCUAAUAAUUGAUGAUCAGAAUAAAUAAUGGUUUUGAAGCGCAAGCUUCGAUUUAAUAAAAAGCGGUUAGACCUAGUUGAUCAAUUGAAUUGUAAACUGAAAGCGAGUAGCGAAACUUUUUUAUGCAAUUAGAGAGUGCGUUCGUAAUUACCUUAGCUAGCUUUUGGAACGAGCAGAGUAGACGCGGCAAAAACAGAUCAGUUAUUUGUAAAAAGUGGUUUUUGCAUGAAAAUUAUUACAUUUAAAUUUUCAAGCACCCCUCAUAGCUAACGAGUUGACAAUUAAAUAGCGAUUUAAACUUUAAGAGAAUUAGCUGCUGAAUUAAAGCGCCCUCGCAUGAAAGACAGAAUGAUAAAUCAUUAUAAAAUACUGACAAAGGAAAAAUGUGGAGCAUAAUACCACGCGUUGUAAACAUUUUGUUUCAAGAAAAUGGUGCUUUCACGAACACACACGUUAAGCUUUUAUGAUUGUGGAUUUUUACUUGCAAAAAGCUUUGCAGCGUUGUGCCCUAAGAAGAAAAAUCAAACUGAACGUAAGCACUCAUUGAAUUUUUCACAGCAGUUGAUUUGUCAUGUCAGAUAAAUUGUAUUGUAACUUAUUCAAAGAAGCUGCAAAACUCAUCAUAAGACUGAUGAAAAUGUUAAAAAAUAUCCAGCAACAAAUCGCCAGAGAAUAUUGUUGUGGAAAUGACAACACAAGAAUUAUUACUGACCACGUUAAUUCUCAUAUCAAUGUUUUCGGCCAAUUUUCCUCUUUUUAAAACAUAUUCAAUUUCAACACGGUUUUGCCGUCAUUGCUUGCAGACGAACAUUCGCGAUGUUGAUUUUAUGAAUGUUAAAUGAAUGUAAAUUACAAAAAAAAAAUGAAAACAAAGCGGCUUUCGGUGUCAUCCAAAGUAAAAUAUCGCAUAUCUGGGACGUUUGAAAUUUUGCCAACUCAAAAAAGUCGAUGAACGUAUAAUAGCAGGAUAUUCAUUUUCUGUGAUUUUCAAUUUGGUGAUUUGUUUGUACGUGUAAAUAGAAAGAAAGUAUGCUAUUGAUCGUGAGAAAAUACUGUGUACGAAAGUCUUUGUUCAAUUACGAAAUAAAAAGGAUGCUUCAGUAAAAAAGAGCAACUUCUACGAGAUAUACAACUAAUUGUUAUUAUGAUAACGCAUCAUCCUCAUUCUCAGUAUGACUUGUCAUGAUAUUAUUUUGCAAUAAACACGCUGGCACAAAA